AUGACUGAGAAAAGGCGUCGUUUGGCUAUUCUAACGUCCGGUGGUGACUGUGCCGGCAUGAAUGCGGCUGUAUGUGCCAUUGUUAAGCUGGCCAUUUUCAACAAAUGCGAAGCCUAUGUUGUUCGUGAGGGCUAUUCGGGCUUGGUGAAAGGCAAUGGUGAUUACGAUAUGAACCAGGAUGGAGGACAGAAGUGUGAACGCAUGGUCAACAAUGUACCUCUGUCUUAUGGCUGUGGUGAUAUGUUCCGUCUUGGUGAUGUGCAGGCCAGCGAAAGCGAGUACAGCGAGCGAUACAUCGUUAAGAUCGGCUGGGAUGAUGUCCGUGGAUGGGAAGGCAUGGGUGGUACACUGAUUGGCACGGCUCGUUGCAAAGAGUUCCGCGAACGUGAUGGCCGCCUUCGUGCUGUGUACAACCUUAUACACAACGGUAUUGAUUCGCUAGUGGUGAUUGGUGGUGACGGUAGUCUGACGGGCGCCGAUAUCCUUCGCCAAGAGUGGCCCAAUCUUGUGGACUCGCUGCAUUCCGAAGGUCGGAUCUCUGAUGAGCAGGCAAGGGAAUUUAGGCACCUACAUAUUGCUGGCCUUGUUGGAUCAAUUGACAAUGACCUCACAAGCACGGAGCUCACAAUUGGCGCCUCGACGGCCUUGCAGCGUAUUUCUGAAUCGCUCGACUCGAUUGAGAGCACAGCCUCAUCGCACAGCCGUGCGUUUGUGGUCGAAGUGAUGGGCCGUCAUUGUGGCUGGCUCGCUUUGAUGGCUGGUAUUGCCUCGGGUGCCGACUACAUCUUUAUUCCAGAGCGUCCGCCCCCUGAAGACUGGCGCUCGGAUAUGCGCGAGCUGCUGCUCAAGAGUCGUGCUAUGGGGAAGCGAAAGACCAUUGUGAUUGUUGCAGAAGGUGCGACUGAUCGUGAUCUUCAGCCCAUCAAAGCGGAUAUGAUUGCAGAAGUGCUUUCGAACGAUUUGCACUUGGAUACACGUGUCACAACACUUGGUCAUACCCAACGCGGUGGCCGUCCUGACGCGAACGACCGUAUUCUGGCUACAUUGCAAGGCAUCGAGGCUUUGAAAGCGAUCCUAGAGGACAACGAUACGAAGCCAUCGUACAUCAUUGGUAACAUUGGUGGUCGUGUAUGCCGUAUGCCGCUGCGGGAGUCGAUUGCCGAAAACCAGAAACUUGCAGAAGCAAUCUCUGAGCGUCGCUUCGAAGAUGCAAUGGCGUUGCGUGGUGCCGAUUUUCGUGAAGGCAUCAAGAGUUUCCUAUACAACUCGACGGUCGAUGCCAGUGUGAAUCCACGGACGCCAUCGGAAUUGCUGAAUAUUGGUAUUAUGCACAUGGGUGCACCAUCGGGAGGUAUUAACGCAGCGGCACGUACGGCGGUACGUUUCUGUUUGAACCGUGGUCACCGGCCAUUGUUGAUCCAGAAUGGUUUCCGUGGCUUGAUUAAGGGUGCGAUCCAUGAGGCACCCUGGCUGCGUGUGGAUACAUGGGCGACGUCUGGUGGCUCAGAGCUGGGUACGAACCGUAUUCUGCCAGAAGAGAACUACGAGGCUGUGGCCGAGCAGCUGGAGAAGCACAACAUUGAUGCCUUGUUGAUCAUCGGUGGCUUUGAAGCUUUCCUUGCUAUCAAGCAGCUUAGUGAGAAGCGUUCGGAGCAUGCCGCGUUUCGUAUUCCGAUGAUUGCAUUGCCAGCGACACUCUCGAACAACCUGCCAUUGAAUGAGUAUACGGUGGGUACGUACACGUCGCUGAACACCCUGGUCAGCACGUGUGAUAUGAUCACGCAGUCGGCCUCCGCAUCGCGCAACCGUGUAUUUGUCGUGGAAGUGCAAGGUGGACAGUGUGGCUUUGUGGCUGUGGUGGGCUCUCUGGCUGUGGCAGCGACGGUGGUGUACACGCCAGAAGAUGGUGUUGCGCUCGAUCGCCUCCACAAGGAUAUUGGCUUUAUGCGUCGCCGGUUCCAGGCGGAUCCAGAAGACGCCAACGACGGUCGUCUCGUGAUCUGCAACGAGCGUGCUUCGUCGGUGUAUACAGCGCAAACUCUGGCGCAUAUUUACGGCGAGGAAGGUCAUGCCAUCUUCGACAGUCGCUACGAGCGUCUGAGCCACAUCCUCCAGGGAGGUACGCCCUCGCCACUGGACCGUGUGUACGCCUCGCGCCUGGCUGUGCGCUGCUGUGAGUUCUUGGAAGAACAUGCAGGUGCAUCGGCUGCUUGGGACCCUCCUUCGGCUAUGAUCACCUUGCGUCUCGGUGAAAUCAACAUCCUACCCAUUUCCAAGAUCGUGGAGCACGCGGACUUUGAGAACCGCACAGGCAAGGAUAUUUGGUGGGCACCGCUGAAAGACUAUGUAGAGAUCAUUAGUGGACAGCCGAUUAUGUAG
Malassezia pachydermatis is the source of this 2379-nucleotide messenger RNA. Its product is annotated as 6-phosphofructokinase. The coding region runs from base 1 to 2379 and encodes 792 amino acids. Gene Ontology annotation, cellular component: cytoplasm; 6-phosphofructokinase complex; mitochondrion. The transcript has a single exon. The record is from RefSeq and is a predicted model, not a curated record. Gene Ontology annotation, biological process: fructose 1,6-bisphosphate metabolic process; canonical glycolysis; fructose 6-phosphate metabolic process. Gene Ontology annotation, molecular function: ATP binding; identical protein binding; AMP binding. Lineage: Eukaryota; Fungi; Basidiomycota; Malasseziomycetes; Malasseziales; Malasseziaceae.